ACAGGUGGAUCUGAUCAGUGCAUCAUUAGCCAAGGAAUCUAGCAGCCUUUCUGCGCAUGCGCCGGAUGCAGAAGGAGCGGGGCUACAGCACAGAGACCGGCACAAGUAGGAAAGUAGAGCAGAGAGAGAGCAGACAAACUAAAGAAUAACAUAAGUGCGGAAGGAAUAGCAAGAAGAGGGGAGAUAAAGGAGUGUGGCUGAUGGAGAUAAAGGUGCACUGUGCAGGCGGAGCCGUUUAGAAGGAUUAAGAAGGAGAAGCUGUCGCUGCAGAGCUCUGUAUGGGAUCCUGACACUUCACAAGAGAUCAGAGUUUGGGGCAUCCUGAUGAAGCUCGGGCACAGGGCUGUACCCACAGAGGGGAGAGCAAGGACACUGGAAGGGGACCAAGCACCAAGCCAGACAGUCGGGGUGUAGACCCAAGCUCAGGAAGGAGUGUUUUUACACUCCAGGAAAUGUUGAUCAGUAUGAAGAUGGGAACCAAAGAUGUCAGCCUCUGCGAAGAGUUUCCUACCCAACACAAUGGCCUCCAAGCUCAAGAACCUUCCAUUCCGGUAAAGAUUCCAGCACCUCCACCCCCACCACCCCCUAAUCUGAAUAACUCUAUGAUACCUGGCAGCCCAAUCUUAAGGUUUGACACCAAGCAACGGUCACGUUUACGCAACUUCAAUUGGGAGGCCAUCCCUCCUGAAAAAGUGAAGGGCAAGCCCAGCCUCUGGAGCUCAGAGCUUUUCCAUGAAGAUCUGCAGAUUGACACAAGAAGGAUGGAGGAGCUUUUUGGGAAACCAGAAGAAGACAAAAAGAGAAAUUCUUUAUUUGUACGCAGGACCAUGUCAUUAGGGGAUUCACACUUGAAUAAGGUUUUUCUGCUCGAUUCCCGGAGAAGCAUGAAUAUUAGUAUUUUCCUGAAACAGUUUAAAAGGUCAGCUGAGCAAAUAGUGGAAGAUCUAAGGAAGGGUAAGGCCGAUGAAUACAGCUCAGAGAAACUCUCAGAGCUCGUGAAGCAGUUGCCAGAAAGGGAUGAGAUAAAACGCCUCCAAUCAUUUAAGGGAGACAAAAGCAGGCUGAGUGAAGCAGACCUCUUCAUGCUGUUAUUGUUGGAGCUUCCAAGCUACGCCUUGAGACUAGAAGGACUGAUUUUGAAGAAGGAUUUCCAUGCCACCCUCGUGUCUCAGCUCUCCACUGCCCGAGAACUAAAAGGUGCUGCAGAAGAGCUACUGCAAUGCUCAGAACUGCACUCCAUUCUCAAGCUGGUACUGAAGGCUGGAAACUUUAUGAAUGCUGGUGGAUAUGCUGGGAAUGCAGUCGGCUUUCGGAUUUCAUCUCUCCUCAAACUCGCAGAAACAAAAGCCAACAAGCCUGGGAUGAACUUGCUCCACUUUGUAGUCAUGGAGGUACAGAGCAAGAAUGCAGGCCUGCUUUCUUUCACCGACAGAUUGGAGCAUGUCAGCAGUGCUAGCAGGCUUUCUGAAGUCGGGUUGUUAGAGGAGUUUAACAAACUACAGUCCAGGGUCACUUCUAUGCGUCAGGCUUUGAAGGCCUCCGAACAGAAAGAUCUGAGGGAACAGAUGGACAAGUUUAUAGAGUAUGCAGAAGAACAGCUAUGUGAAGUUCAGAAGGAGAUCAAGGCUUUACAGAAGGCAAGGCAGCAACUGGUGGAAUUUCUUUGUGAGGAGGAAGUCUCGUUCAGCUUGGAGGAAUGCUGUAAAGUUUUUAGCUGCUUUUGUCAGAAAUUUCAAUUGGCCAUAAAGGAAAAUCAAGACCGUGAGCGGGAAGAUAAACGACGCCAACAAUGGGAGAAAGAACGCUUACAAAAAAGGCUUUCUGUGGCUACCUAUAGUUCAUCAGACAAUCGGCCAGUCGGGGAUGACCUGGAACACACCUUGGAGAGAAAUCUACGUAGUUUAACUAGAUCUCCUAGUCUACGCUUGUGCAGGAUGCGCUCUUCGGGGUCAUUCUCUCCAACCAGCACAAUUCCUGAACUAUUUCAGAAAGACAAGACCCAGGAUGGCUGGGAUCAGAAGAAUGCUAACCAAAUGCGGGAAGUAUCUGAGCGACUGCUGAAGCAGCAGAUGGAAUAUAAAGCAUGUAAAAACGUUCAUAUUUUAAAUACUACAAUUCAUAUGAAUACAGAAACCACAGGCCAGGCACUAGCUACAUCCCAGACUCCUGCCACAAGUCAACAUCAGUGGCUUGGAAAGUCUGGUCAUACAUCCAGUCCUUUAAAAGAGGAGCCUGUUUCUGAAAUUCUCAAACCACCAAUAGAACAUCAGGAACUUGAAAAACAAGCAACUUUACCCAUAUUUACAGCUGAGACAUGCGUAGAGUGCCAGUCUAAAUUGGAAAAACCUACAAAGUGCAUGACACUACCUAAACUCAUGCCUAACUGGUUACAACCGAAGACUCUAGACUGUAGACUAGAGUCUACAAAUGAAUCAAGUUCCCCGCCUACACAUGAAACGGCCAUACAAUCUGACCUUCUACAUCCGCAUUCAAAACCAGCAAUAGCUAUGCCUGAGAUAAACACAAUGGAAACCUUAGAGAAGCUUAGAUCUCAGGAAAUACCUGGUGUUUCCCACACCCAGCCACAAACAGAAAGCCCAAGGCAAUGCCAACCUAAAUCAGAUACCAACACAUUAAUAAAUGGAAUUAAAUAUGAGAAGCAAAACCAAACAUUAAUCCAGGAUUCACAAGAGCCUUCCUGCCAACCAUCUUUAGAAACUGUUAACACCAAAGAAUCACUACCCAGUAGUCCAAUCGAACCUCUUAAGCUGUCCUUAGCCCAGAUUGUGCCUGCUACCCAAAGCCAGUCCCACUCAGAGAGUGCAAGUGAAGCCUGUAGGCAGUCUCCAUCCAAUAAAGAACCCACAAUCUUCUCACAAGAAAACUGUGAGAGUCCAAAUGAAGCAAAAAGUAAUGCAUUGAUUCCGCCUGAAUUGCUAAAUAAAAGACCAUUGCUAUGGCAGAAUGGAAUGGACACUUCAAUACAAUUCAAACCUGUGCCUGCAAACCGCAGAAGAUCAAUACCACAAAGCACAACUGAGUCUCCAAGACUGCCUGUGUCUCGGAGACAAUCUGUCCCGCAGAGUGCUUCUGAGAGGACACGGCAAUCAACCAUCACGCUUGCACCAGAUCUUUCUACUACCAUACUGUCUCAGCCAGCAUCUAAGAUAUCCAGUCAAUCUCAGCAUGGAAAAAAGACAGAUUCUCUUAAGAAAACACUGUCUCAGUCUGGACUAAGGGAGAAGAACAAAUCAAUAGUGCACCCUGUAAUGCAGCAAAAUUCACUCCACCAAACUAAGCCUGAGCUCAUUGGAGAAUCACAUGUCCAAUAUGAGUCUGAUUGCCCUGAACCAUCGUGUAAGCAAUCUGAGCUUGAGACUCGUGGACAAUCUGCAGCUCAUGCAGAGCUUGAGACUGCUGAGGAACCUAUUCAACUUGAUACUGAAACUCCCAAGCAAUUGUUAGAACAGCCCUUAACAAGAAAUGUUAAACAGACACAAUGCCAACCCAUGGCAAAAGUUCUGAAGCAAUUAAUAGGGAAACCUACACAAAAGAUAUCAAAGCAAUCCCAAGCUCAGCCUGGAGUGCAGAAGUCUCAUCCUGCAGCAGAAACUGCCAACCAAUCCAUAGCUCGUUCCAAACCCGAGAGUAUCCGAUAUACACUAAUUCGGACAAGCUCUGUCAACACCCGGACAACAGUGAUGGAAUCCUUGUCAAACAAACAACAGGGUAAGCUAACAAAAGCCCUGCAUUCAACAACACAAGAGAAGAUGACCGAGCCGCAGAAUGAGACCUCCAAAACUGUAAAGCCAAAAGACCCUGAAAACAAACCAUUAGCAAAAGGCCAAAAGUCUAUUCAUACUAUAGGUAAAAGGGAAACCCCUAACCCUUGCUCAAAAUGGAAAAGAGAGCUUCACAGUACCCCUGAUAGAGGGGGUGGUGGAAAAGUAGAAAACAUUGGUGCAGCAACAGGAGGUAAUAAUGCUGAGCACAAGAGGGAAGAUAAUCUGAGAAAUGUUUCAAUUGGCAGGAGUGGAAGCCCCAUUGCAAAAACUGUAAAAAGUAGCGAUCUAGGACUUGGAAUGAAAAGAGUCUCUGCACAAAAAGAUGGAGCCCCAGUUCACUUGCAGGGACCUGGUGGUAUGAAACAAACCACAUCCUCCCCCAAACUGACUCACAAAGAGUCCAGGGACAUCAAGUCUCCUAACAGAACUUCUUCACCUAGUCCUGGGUCAGGGAAAAUGACACAUGACAAGGUCACGUGGAGUCCUAAGGAGAAAAAUGACAUGGCACAUGUAUAUAGUAAUGAUGGUGCUAAAGUGUCUGAACGCAAAUACAGAUCUUUUUUAACAUCAAAAUCAUAUAUUCCAGCCCCACAAAAAUCUUUACAGCUGCCGUGGCAUAGCUUGGAGCCUGCUAGAGAAUCUGUUUGGAUGCCCCAUGUUGGGCCUAGUAGAACAAAUGCUGUGGCCCGUAUGGCUUUCCGUGUUAUAAGGCAGGAGUUCAGCACCUCAAUACAUCGUGGGCUGAGGAGCCAGCACCUAGACAAUCUCCCAAUAUGGAGGUGAGAGGCUGCUUCUAUAAGGACAUUGCUGUUGAUGCCAAGCUGUUUACAUAUAUAGGCUUCAUUGUGGCACUUUUUCUUCAAGUGUUGAUGGGAAAAAAAGAGACCAUGAAAUCAGAGACUUAACUUGGUUUUAUGAAAGAUGUACCAGAUAUUUGUAUAUGCAAUGAGUUCCAGUAAUUCGCCAGGAUGCACUUCUGCUAGGAUGGUGCUUUGGUGGUGUACUGUUCAUUACAACUUGUGUAUCAAGGGGACUCUAUACUCCAAACUGAGGUUUUAUACAUGUAAAACAGGGACACCAGCUGCAAUAGCCUUUCAAAGAAUUUUAAGAUGGAUUACAUGUUACCGCUGUUUGGUACUUAACUGUGGAACAAUUACUGGGCAAAGUGGCAAAUAUACCCACGUAUGAAAAGCGGUUCCCAACCAUAAAACUAUUUAUUUGUUUGCAACAAUGUCUGUGUAUUAGUGGUGCAUAUAUGUCUUAUAAUUGGAGGGGGAAAAAGCAGCCCACACAAGCCUUAUUAAAGCCUUUUGCAAAGAAUGACAAUCAUGACAAGAUGGAAGCCAUGCCCCCUGUAAUAUUUAUACAAGUAUGAAAUGACUGUAAGCAAUGUUCUGUUUUCCCUUUUAACAGCAAAGGGGGAAGUUGGACAAAAUGCAGAUAGUGAACAUUCGACACUUCAACUGAUGAAUAAAUACUUUUCACAGCAUCCCACUGCCUUUUUGCUGUUGGUGGAUGUUUAUAUAUUAUCGUCCAAUAACUGAAGCACCAAAAGAUGCCUGUCUCUGGGAUUGGAGAAAGCUCUAUUAUUGCUUAGUAGCAACAUCUACCUCCCCCAGUCUAUACCCCUGCAGAGAAAACAGCCCAGGUAGUGCUGAAUGGCAAGCAAUGUCAUUUAAAGCAUUUAUAUGUAAAUAUAUAUGUGUUUGUGUGUGUGUAUAUAUAUUUGUUCCUAUUUAAAAUGUAACCGGGUAGAUGAUGCUAUUUAUUGAGAUGUUCUGCACAUGGAUUUUUUUUUUUUUUUGCAUAGUAUUAGUUGUUGUUCCUUCAGUGUAUAAAGUCAAUCAAAUUUGGAGCUUAUAUGCAAGUAUAUACCGAUGGUAACUGUGUUCAUGUUGCCAGCUUUAUCCUCCGAGUACGAAUCCUAAUGCUGAGGUGUUAAACAUGGAAAGCUGUUUGUAACCUAUUUAUAUAAGAACUUACAUUAAAGGCAAGGUAUAUUAAA
Molecule: messenger RNA, 5790 nt
Organism: Xenopus laevis (African clawed frog)
Lineage: Eukaryota; Metazoa; Chordata; Amphibia; Anura; Pipidae
Product: FH2 domain-containing protein 1
Exons: 12
Coding region: 453-4568 (1371 amino acids)
Source: RefSeq, a predicted model, not a curated record